Macrosiphum euphorbiae (potato aphid) is the source of this 489-nucleotide messenger RNA. The record is from the annotation of a GenBank genome assembly. NCBI's taxonomy places the organism in Eukaryota, Metazoa, Arthropoda, Insecta, Hemiptera, Aphididae.
AUGCCGAUAUGUGCCCGUUUGACUCUCGAAAAAUUGCCUACGCACACAGUGUUUCAUGUCCACGUGGCGGGGUAUUGGUCAAAGUUUUCAACUAGCAAUAAUCUCAACUCGGAUGCACCUCAUUGGUUACGAUAUUGCCACUGCACAAAGCUGAAGAUUCCGACGAUUGCCACCCGUAUAUCUGUGGUGCGGACGUCCGUCCAACCGGACACGGAUUUCGGUGUGCAGCACGCGUCCCGCCCGACCGCCGAACGGACCAUUGACCGGAAACCGGAAGCUCCGCCGGCUGGACUUCGGCUGGCAGUGUCGGGCGCUGUGUGUUGGACGCCAGCAAUCGGCGUUUCGCGCGACCCGCCCGGUGACCAGCAACGACAUCUAUCGGUACGGAUUGGUGCUCAUUCAUUUGGAAAGGCCGUCGUAAUAAUGCGAUUUGUGACCUACCUAUCGUACUUAUACGAGCACUUGAGACCCACCUGUUGUAGGAUGUAG